AUGCCGCCUAAGGAGUUCGUCCGGCCCCGAGCCAACAGCCCUGAGGUUCUGCGCCUUUCGCGAGUUGCAGCAGAUAUGGAAUGGGAUCAGCAGCAGCAGCAGCAGCAACAGCAAGGGCAGCUGCAGCAGCAACAGCAGCAGCAGCCUCAACAGCAGCCACCCGAGUUUGAUACGGAUGAUGUGGAGCUGCAGCGAGCACUGGAAGCCUCUCUUAGAGAUGGUACUUCUCCAGACGCGUGUCCCUCUGCUGCUGCUGCUGCUGCUGCUCCGCGGCAGCUGUCUGCAGCAGAAUUUUUGGCGCUGCUGCCGCAAGAUGAUGACUUGACAGAUCUUCUGCAGCCACCGCCUCCCCGCAGCAGCAGCAGCAGCAGCACGUUCCCCCUCAGGACCGACAGAAGCAGCAGCAGCAGCAGCAGCAGGAAGCUGCCGGGGGACCGCUUCAAAGUGCCCCCCGAGUGGAUUGAAGAGGAAGAGCAGCGUGGCUGCUGCUGCUGCUGCAGGGCUCCAAGCAGCAGCAGCAGCACUGGGCCUUCUACGAAGGCAGCAGCAGCAGCAGCGGCGCCGCAGCAGCAGCAGCAGCGGUGGAAGUCCUGCCCCUGUGCAGCAGCAGCAGCAGCAGGAGAAGAUUCUCUUACGGAGGAGGAGCAGCGAGCCAGCCUACUCGCCUCCACGGAGCUGCUGCAGCAGCAGAAGCUGCGGGAGUUGCUGCUGCUGCUGUUUGGGGAAGGUGGGGACAGGCAAAUAGACAGAGAAGACUUGGGCAGGUGGAUGGCUCACCCGAUAGCGUUCGCUGCAGAGUGGCCGGAGGCACUGGGGAGCGCAGCAGCAGCAACAGCAGGAGCAGCAGCAGGAGCAGCAGCAGCAGCAGCGCAGGACUGCGGGGAGUGGGGCCUCGCACAAAUCCACGGGGGCCCCUGUGGGGUCUUGGCGGCGCUGCAGUGCUUCGUGCUGCGGUCUUUGCUGUUUUCGCGCUUCCGGGCGAGCCGCCGCCUGCGUCACCAGCAGCAGCAGCAGCAGCAGCAGCAGCAGCAGCAGGAAGAGGUGCUGCAGCUGCACCCGUGCUCGCUGCAGCGGCAGCACGCGCUGGCGGAAGCUGUUGCUGCAGUGCUGUAUCAGUGCACGCCGGACUCUGUGUACACGGUGGCGAUGCAGGCGCCGCAGCGGCCAGCAGCAGCAGCAGCAGCAGCAGCAGCAGCAGCAGCAGAUGUGGACUCGCUGCAGUUCCAGACGCGGGAAAUUGUGGGCAUCACAGAAGUCAUGCGCUUUUACUUCGCCCACAGACAAGUGCUGCUGGCAGCUCCGGGGGCUGCACUUAGCUUCCUUGCUUCCGUUGUUCUUACUCGGGGCCCCAACAAGGUCCGCAGCGACAUGGACCCCCCCUCGCGGCCGCUGCUUGGGGUGUACGGACACUGCACGCAAGAGGCGCUGAAUCUGCUGCUGCAGGGAGCAGCAAGCAGCAACGUGUGUGACGGCUGGGCCACUUUGGGGGAAGCAGCACUUGGGGGGGCCCUCAAGAGGCCCCUGGUGGGGUUUCUCUCCGAGAUGGAAGUCCUCAGGUACUGCGAAGUGGGCAGCCGGUUCAAAACGCCGCUGUUUCCCUUUUGGGUUGUGGGCAGCGGCAACCACUACACAAGUCUCUUCGCUUUAGAUCCUGCUGCUGCUGAGCUGCCUUCAGACGCCCGAGUGGAGGCGGAGGCGCGGUGGGCAUUUGAGCUGGAAGACCCCGGGAAGUCGCUGCUGCUGCAGCAGCAGCAGCUGCCUCGCGUUUUAGCCGCCUCUGGACUGCCCGCGGCGCUCGCCGCAGAAGUGCCCACGGCCGACGGGGUUGUUUUGUACACAGACUGGCUGCGUUGGUUUCGGGCUGUGCGGGCUGGGCAGCGUUCUUCAGCUGAGCCCCACGUGGAGCCCCCAGAGACAUUUCACGUCUUCCUCUACGAUGGCCAAGUACCUCCUGGUAAGCAGCAGCAGCAGCAGCAGCAGCAGCAGCAGCAGCAGCAGCAGUCGUACUAG
Messenger RNA from Eimeria necatrix, 2010 nucleotides. RefSeq lists its product as hypothetical. NCBI's taxonomy places the organism in Eukaryota, Apicomplexa, Conoidasida, Eucoccidiorida, Eimeriidae. The record is from RefSeq and is a predicted model, not a curated record. The transcript has 8 exons. Bases 1 to 2010 code for a protein of 669 amino acids. Gene Ontology annotation, molecular function: K48-linked deubiquitinase activity; cysteine-type deubiquitinase activity. Gene Ontology annotation, biological process: protein K48-linked deubiquitination.